AUGAAUAGUCAUAAUAAUCCCAAGAAGCGCCGGCUCUCCGGCCACGAGGAUGCCCCUGUGGUAGUCACCCAGGAUCCUUCAUCUACUGCAUCUGCCGCGUACUCGCCUCCGGUAUACUUCACCGAGCGUGAGUUACAAAUACUCCGCGAUGCCGCCUCAAUUCUUGACUGCUCCGUGUCUCAGCUUCUCGACCUAGAUAAGUACCAUCGUCAGUCUAUAGCCCACCCAACCACCAAGAGGCUUCGCCUCAACACCGAUAUACCACCUAUGUCUGUCCAGGAGAACUCAUCGACAGGCCCACCUCGCCGUCACAGCCAGGAAUGUCUCUCAAGAGGCGACACUGAUGGUGCCAGCUUCUCUCUUGGCAUUAGAGGCUCCAGGCUUGCAUCCCAUUUUGCCAGCGUCUCCUUCUGUCUACCAUGCACCAGUUCUUAUACCGGAAUUCCGUCUACGUCUUAUGACCAUGAACCCAAGCAUCAUGUAGGAGAGCGUGCGUCUGUAUCUUCGCCCCAACCAUGGACUCUUCCACCGGCACAGGUCGCUACUUUUGCCUACGAUGGAUCUCCGCAUUCUCAGCUAUUGCCUGAAUAUCCUGUGCUGCAGCCCACACAAGCACAGCCAAGCACUAGAAGAGAAGAGAUGACAUAUCAAAUGGCUUCACCUGUUCAAAAGCACGCUGGCCGCCCUGACCGUCAAGGAGAGCAGCGAGCAAAUGAUCAUGUGAUGGCCACACAUGAUAUGAAUUAUCGCCAGCGAACUUACAUGAAUCACGGGGAUUCUGUGUCUCAAUAUGGUCAAGGCACACGUUUCUUGCCAUUGGAGGAAGACGGAUCCCAUGCAGUACAACAGUCUCAUGGUAAUCUAGACAUUGUCUCAAACAACCAGCGCCCUCCCCCAGCUAAGAGGGGACCUUUCAAGAACAACUCAGAUCGAGAAAGAACGGCCGAGACACGCAGAAUCGGCUCGUGCAUCCGUUGCAGAAUGCAGAGAAUUCGUUGUGAGAUAAACCCAGAUGACAAGGCGGGCACAUGCCUAACUUGCACCAAGGUUUCAAAUGCAAAGGUUUGGCGGUUGCCUUGUCUCCGUUACAAAAUCACGGACGUGAGAUUAUUCAAACCAGGUCAGGUCAAGGGACAUGAAUGGACUCGAAGGUGGACGGAGGGGAUCGCAGAUGAUAUCUCCCAAUGGGCAUCGUCCGAGACGAGAAUGGUGUGUGUGACGGAAGGUUACACGCAACGGCCAGUCCGACUGCGAGUUCGUAAAUUCAUCCCGCAAGAGGGAGAUGCGCUGGAGCGAAGCUGGGUGCACAAUGGGGUCAGGAGAAGUGUCGAAGUUCCCCCAUACGCAAUUGUAAAUCUCGACGAGGCCAAGUCGACGUAUACGGACCAUAUCGGCGCAGGGCUGAAAGAGUGUUGUCGGCGGGUCGUAACGACCAAGGACAAGCUCAUCGGAGGAACUUAUGGAUUGGCCUUGAGCGUCAUGAUGGACGAAUCGACCGACCCUAAGGCGGCCGACCUCUUGAGGAAGGCGUUUCGGUUGUGGAUGGCGAUUCGCAUGACCACCAAGUCGACGUUCAUCGUUGGCGAUGAGCGUCUCGAUAUGGCUCCAGACAUCAUGGACGAGACAAGUCCACUACAGGGACACAUCCCGCUGCCACCAGUUAUGGGGGCACAAAUCGAGCUUGUUCUCAUACAUCAGCUGCAGUCGAAAUGGAGGAGAGAAAUGCUCGACGGGUUACAGGUCAUGACGCAAUCAAAUAACCACUCGACGUGGCUGACGAUUUACCUCGUUACAUUUAUACUGCUGCAUAACGUAUCGCUUCUAUGCCAGCACGACGCGGGAUAUGCUCGAAAGCACGGCAUCAAGGCUCGUUUCGCACGAGAGGAUAUGGUCAGGGAGUAUCAACUUGGCAUAUAUCCUUUCUCUGUGGAGUGCAAGGAUCAAGAUCUCAGCACGCUAGCGAAACUGGAUGCGACCAAGAUCAAAUUUGUCCAGCGGACAAGGGCAAUUGUGGAAGAACAACGCAAACAUUGGCAGAAGACUCGCCAGAGCAAUGAUUAUGAGCAUGACUUGUACUUCAUCAGCCAGCUUUACGAAGAAAACUGGGCACCCCAACCGCCGAUGGUCUGA
Molecule: messenger RNA, 2130 nt
Organism: Neoarthrinium moseri
Lineage: Eukaryota; Fungi; Ascomycota; Sordariomycetes; Amphisphaeriales; Apiosporaceae
Exons: 7
Coding region: 1-2130 (709 amino acids)
Source: RefSeq, a predicted model, not a curated record